AUGAUGCUGGGAGCAUUGAGCAUCGCAGCCCGAUCGCAUCGCACGCCGACUGUGCGACUCGCAUCGCUGGCCCUGCGCACGUAUUCGACGCGCCCACAUGAAGACGCUGCUACGGCACCCAAAAAGGACGAAGAGCCUGAGCCCCUCCGCAAGGGCAUCCAGCUCGACAUUGAUGCAUCCUCGCUGGUAGAUGCACAGUCCAUCUCCGCACCUGAAGAAGAGGGCUCCUCGAAAAAGCGCACGAAUGCCAAGGCGCGCUCCGAUGCACCUGGCGCUUCCGACGGAUGGGCCCGUGUUCGGACGCAGCUUUCGAUCGCAGGCGCGCUGUUGUUUGCAGCCGGCACCGUGUGGAUGCUGGGACGCGACCUGGAUGAGAAGGAGCACGAGAUCUUCCAUGGACAGGAAGGACUCGAUUCUUUCCUGGGUCGUUUGCGGCUGCGCUUCAAACAGCUCACGAACAGUAUGACGGAGCCCAAGUGGGAGGUGCUCUUGCCUGACCCGCUUCCGUACCCAUACUCGCGCCCAUACACGCUGGUGCUGGACCUGGAUCAGCUGCUCGUCGCAUCCUCGUGGUCCCCAGCGCACGGAUGGCGCACAGCCAAGCGUCCCGGUCUGGACUACUUCCUGGGGUACCUGUCCCAAUGGUACGAAAUUGUGCUAUUCACUACCCAGACCUUUGCGCAACUCGAGCCUGUCCUGGACAAGCUGGACCCUGAUCGCCGCUACAUUGCUUAUCAGCUCUUCAUGGAAAGCUGCCGCCUCCAUAACGGUAAGCUCGUCAAGGAUAUUCGGCACCUGAACCGCGACCCGAGAAAGGUCAUUAUGAUUGAUAUCAACCCUGAUCAUGUGUCUCUGCAACCAGAAAAUGCCAUUGUCAUGCAGCCUUGGAAGGGCGACAAGAACGAUCGCGAGCUGCUUGGUCUCGUGUCGUUCCUGGAUGCCAUCGGUAUCUACGGUGUGAGCGAUGUGCGCACGACGCUCAAGGCCUACGAGGGCAAGUACAUUCCGGUGGAGUACCCCAAGAGCGAGAUGCUGUCCAAGCAACGCCAGGAGGAGGAGUGGCGUGCCAAGAAGCAGCACAGUGGUGGCCUGACCAGCAUGUUUGGCAGUGUGAGGCCAGGCUCCACGGGCAGCGAGCCGCCCACGUCGUUCCUGGACUCGGAGCGCAAGCGCUUCUUGCAGGGGUACCUUGAAGACCAAAAAUUCUGGCGCGUGAAUGGCGAGACCCUGCGGAAGCAGAUGCGCGAAGAGCAGGAAAAGCAAAUGAAGGAAAUGUCCAUGUCCGCCUGGGACGGUCUCUCUCAGCUCUUCCGCGGCCCACCACCGCCGCCCGAGACGGCGGCCUCGGCCAGCGACUCGCCUCAGCCGGCCACGCCAUAG
This is a messenger RNA of Malassezia restricta, 1380 nucleotides long. Its product is annotated as mitochondrial import inner membrane translocase subunit TIM50. Gene Ontology annotation, molecular function: phosphoprotein phosphatase activity. The record is from RefSeq and is a predicted model, not a curated record. The coding region runs from base 1 to 1380 and encodes 459 amino acids. The transcript has a single exon. Lineage: Eukaryota; Fungi; Basidiomycota; Malasseziomycetes; Malasseziales; Malasseziaceae.